AAAGACGCGGGUCGGUUUGGGCGUGGGUGGCGGCGGCGGCGGUAGUCACUACAAAGUGACUACGCGCUGCGUACCCGAAGUGAGCGUAACCUCACCGACCGAUGGCCAUUAUCAUGAAUUACAGCCAUACUCAACGGUAUCAACAACAUCAUCAUCAUCAUCAGCAUCAACAACAAACACACCGCAGUCAGCAACAGUGGCCAUAACAACAGCAACAACAACAACAACAACACAUACGCAUGCCAAUCAUCAGACAAGCGAACAGCAGCCAUCAAAAUCAGCAACACAACCACCACAUCAACCACAUCAACUACAUCAACAACAUCACCAUCAUCAACAACAGCAACACAAACCAAAAGAAAAUCACAAACAACAAGCGCAACAACAGAAAGCACAUAAGAAAUCGAAAGCCAAGUCGAGUAGCCACGGCAACAGCAACAGCAAUAGCCACUGCUAUAGCAACUAUAAUUACAACAGCAAUAACAACAACAAUAAUAAUAAUAGCAAGAACAGCAUUAACCAUAGCAACAGCCAUAGCCAAAAUAGUAGUAACAGUAAAACUUUUCUACAACGCAGUAAACACACUAACAACAUUUAUUCAUCAGGAGCCACACUGGUGGAGGAGGAGGACUUCAAUGAAUUGACCGCCGUACCGACAGCAACCAUUGUGAUAGCAACAAAUGUGAAUGGCAAAGUGCGCAUAAGUCCACAAGCGACCAUCAACAACAGCAGUGCUGGUCCGGGCAUUGGCAACGGCACCGGCAAAGAGUCGGUUCGCCAGCUGCCACCACCACUAAAACUGACCGCCAGCACAACAACGACGCCAACUAGACCGACAACAAUUGCCGCGCCAACGAAAAAUCUACUGCAACGCCAGAAGGCGACCCAGCAGCCACAUCAGCAGCAACAGGCGAGUCCAACCAGAAGCACAGCUGAGAAAUUGCUUGCACAAACUAGUGAGGAAAGUCAACCCACUGAAUUGACACCGCUGGUGGAGACGCACGACGAUAUCACGCACGGUCACAGUUCGACAGCGCACACACCUUCCUCGAAUACAAACACCGCCAGCUCAACGCAACGCUCCAAUAGUACCGCGAUCGCCGCGUCUGUUUCGCCAACAGCUAGUGUUGGUUUAGCUACAGCAGCAACACAGUACAUUGGCGACUUGUCGCCUGCCACAUCGGCUGCCAGCAUCAUCUCCGCAGUAGGCGUUGCGAACGCGCCGAACAUUUACGGUCAGCAAACUAGCGUACCGGCUGCACCAACGGCACCACCGCCCACAGCUAUCGCUGCUGCUGCUGCUGCUGCCGCCACCACCACAACUUACAGUCACAACUCGAAGACUACACGCUCCUGGCCGGUAAUCUAUAGGAAUCCACACCAUUACGAUUACGAGGCACUCUACGUGCAGGCGUCUGGCGGUAGCACUAAACCGGUGGUUGGCGCAAAUCAUCACUACCACCAUCAGCCGGCGAGUCACUUUCAAAUCGGCAGUAGCGCUUUCAAGCAGAACUGUUAUUCGAAUCAAUUUGCUCAAUCCAUUUUGUAUACGUCAAGCAAUGAGGACCUGAGCGCCAUCAAUGAGCACGGCGGCGAUGGUGUUGGUGGCGGUACAACCGGUGGCAGCAGUAAUUUCGGCGUUAGCAACGGUCCCAGCAAUCACAAUACGAAAAACAAUACACAAACGACGUGCUACUACUUUGCGCCAAGUCGGCAUAACAGCAUUUAUGAACAUCCGUCGGCUGUGGUGCAUAAUUCCUCGUUUCAAUUUGAUCCAACUGCGGCAACAACUGCAGCCGCUGCAGCGGCUGUUGAGAGUUUAAGACGCAGCAAUAGCAUACUGUUGCGUAAUAGCAGCUGCGCUAAGGCGCUGAAUCAAAACGGUGACGGCACUGGCGGCGGUCUGGGCACACCCACAUCACUCAAUUCGGCUAUGGAUAUGGGUAGUAGCUCGGGCGCGUCGGGUUGCUGCUCUAACUGUUGUGUUGGACCACCGCCAGUGCUAUUUCUGUUUGUGACGCUGCUGAUGACUACCAGCGCGACGGCAAUGCUCUGUGCCGCCAUUAUGACUGAUCACUGGGAGCAUGUCACUUGGGAUCGCAACAGUUUGGAUCGCUACACGAAUCGUUCGAGUAUGCAGUUGGAGUGGAUGUUGGACGAUAAAGUGGCGAUGCUGAAGCCCGACAAAAAAGCAGAAUAUCGUUUUCGUCGUGAAACCGUUUUCCUCGUACCCAUGCAUGGUGGCAUUUGGACGUUGUGCAUAGACUUGCCAAUGCAGGAAUUGCAAGAGCUGCGAAGACAUCCGAAGUUUCCACGCGGUGCACCGCCUUGCGUCAAUUAUCUAGCCGGUUCGAUGGAGAAUGCACGCGGCGAAGAACAACGCAACGAUUGGCAACAUAGAAUGCAAAACUUGUCAAUUUCCUGCUCAUUGGUCUGCCUAAUUAUACUGGGCAGCGCAGCAUUGGUGGGCGCCUUCGGUGUUUGUCAGCGUCAAAUAAGCGCCAUACUAAUCACAGGCGUCAUGUAUCUACUAGCGGCACUCUUUGCGCUCUUCACGCUUAUGAUUAUACAUUUUAAACGGCAACAAGGACGGCCCAUGUUGGAUAGCGACUAUGAUGGCACCGUUGACGGUAUUGUGGCGCGACCGGGCGGCGUAGCGAUUAUGGCUAAACCGUUAUUGGGUGCACGCAUAUUUCUGACAUCAUGGAGUUUGGAUUUGGGUUGGGGCGGUGUUGUCUUGUGCGGCAUAACGUCAGUGUUAUGGAUUUUGCUGUCGAAAAUUAUGCGUUACAAUCCAUUUUCAGCGCUAAUGAUUUAGUCGAUGGAGGUCGUCUAAGGUCGCACAAGGCCGUGCAGGUGUUGUAGGUGCGUAUCGAGUGACAAAGCGACUACAAUUGCAAGCUUACGCAUGCAAACGGUCGAGGACUUCGUGGAAAUAUGUAUGUGUGUGUACAAAUAAAUGUACGGGUGAAAUAUUUUAGGAAAUCCAGCUAAUUACAAAGCGCUGCACUUGGUUAGUUAUGCAAUGUAAUUAAAGAGUAAAUGUAACCGUAACUUUAACUGUUGAACAAACAAAUGUCAGACACAAAAUAAACUGACUAAAACAGUGCUGCUUUGGCAAAGGAUACGAGAAAAUAAUAACUCUAAAUGAUAAUGUAAUAUUUCUACUAGUUACAUAAAAAUUUAUAAUGUUUAUAAAAAUUACAGUAAAUAGUUUAUCCUCAUUUACAAUUGUAAACAAAACCGCAAAUUUCCUGAUAUUUUUUAUAUUUACUCUAAAAAUCAGUAAUGCAAUUUAUUAAGGAAAAGCUUUAUACAAGAAUUUUGGGUCUAUGUACAUAUGUAUGUAUUUAUGUAUAUAGGGCGUGCUGGGCAUUUGAGAGCAUUUGUAAGGCUAUUUACUACUUAAAUUUUUUUCUUCAGUAAGCGAUUUUUUUUAAGUAAACGAUUUGCCCUCUAUUUGACAACACUUCUAUUCUAAAAAUGCGAGUCUAAUAGUCUAAACUCUGUACUAACCUAAAAAAUUAUAAUUAUUUUUGCUUUUCUUUGAGAAACAGUUUGAGGUUCGCAUAAUUUUAACUACGCAAAAUCAGUUAUCUGCUGAAUAAUAGAGACAAUGAGAGUAAAAGUUAACUUUUUGGUCUUCCUUGCUACAAAAGUUAUAAUAAUAUGGAUAUGUCUCACUUCACACGACUUCCGAAACCGUAGGAUCAGUAGAUAAGACUGUCUGCAGUUCUGGAGGACGAUGCUAAGAUGAAGGCUAUAAAUCCAAGCCAGUGUUGUGAAUUUUAUAAUUCAAAAAUUGUGGAAAUAAAUUCGAUUUUCAAUUUUGUCAACUUUUUUUUUCUUAAAUUGAGAGUUGAAGUAAAACAGGGAAAAUUUACAUAUUUCUAACUGGAAAACUAUAAUUAAAAGUAACUAAAUAUAAAUAAGACAAAAGGCGCUAAACUAUGCAGAUAUUUUAUUAGGUUAGGUUGAUCUGGGAGGUCCAUAAGCCACGCAUAGACCAGUUUGGUCCAUUGCGAUGAGAGAUGGAGUUCAAUUGCUAAGUUCAAGGGGAGUAGUCAUCGUUUAGGACGCAGCCUCACUAUCGAUACCUUCUCCAGUGUAUCAUGCCGUGAAGACUCCAGGUGCUUACAGCCUAGUCUUCCUAAUGCGGAACAAGUGCACAAGAGAUGCUCCAUUGUUUGACUAAUGCCCUGCUCUAGGCAAUUCCUGCAGUCUUCUCAAUCUGUCAACCCAACAUUGCGGGCGUGUGUCGCCACCAGACAGUGACCAGUUAGUAUUCCCUUAUAUUUUAUUAAGAAUAAGCUUUUCUUUCAAAAACAAAAUACUAAUGAUAAUGGUAGAACAUGAAGUAGACCGUUCCCUCGACAGUUGGGUCUAAGUAAGCGCAACGGACACGGAUUUUUGUCCGAAUAAGAACUGUCAAGUCGGCACAAUUUCUCGAAAUUACUUUAGGAAAGUUGUUUGCCGCUACAACAACAAUAACACGAAGUACCCCGAAAUUAUAAAAAAAAAUUCUUUCUUUCUAAAAAACUCUAUUUUAAGCCGAUUUUUGGGAUUAAACUUUUUCUUUGAAUCCGGUACUUGGGAUUAAAAAUGUUUUUUUUUUUUUUUUUUCAAUUCAAUUAUUUUAUUUAAUUCUUUCCAAUUCAGAAAUUCACACUAGUUUAUGUUAGAUUGUACUCAAAUACCUGAUGCACCCUUAUAAGCUCGCCUUGUUACUUAAUUUGCCUAUAAUUGCUGCGGAAUAAAAUUUAGUAGCAUCUAAUUUAUAAAUAUACCCUGCAAAUGAGUGUCAUGCACAAAAUCUUAAAUAUUAUUAUAUAAUAAAAUUCAAGUUUUUUGAUCCAAUAUAAAAGCCACGCUUAUAUUCUUAUAUAUGUAUAUCUAUAUAACUAUUUUUUUACAAAAAAAAAUAAUAUGAAUAGAAUUUACACCUACAGAUAACUGUCUAAACACACAUAUGUAUAUUUACAAAAAUAUGCUGAAUAAACCGAUUCACUUAUGUAAAAAUUUACUUUAUACAAAACAAAUGUGCGUUAAAAAUAUAAUUAUUUAAUUUUACACUAAGUCAUAAGAGUAAAAAAGUUUUUCUAUAAAAAAUAAAAUGCACCUUUACAAUGUUAUAGCGCUGCUUGUAGCCUUAAAUUAGACAAAUUGUUAGUUAAUUAUAAUCAUUGUAGAAAAAAGCAAAAUAUUCAAAAUAUUAUAAAUUCAUAUGCAGCUAAAGUCUGAUUAAGACUCAACUACCCGCCAA
This is a messenger RNA of Bactrocera neohumeralis, 5263 nucleotides long. RefSeq lists its product as uncharacterized. The coding region runs from base 1934 to 2818 and encodes 294 amino acids. The record is from RefSeq and is a predicted model, not a curated record. NCBI's taxonomy places the organism in Eukaryota, Metazoa, Arthropoda, Insecta, Diptera, Tephritidae. The transcript has 4 exons.